Nylanderia fulva is the source of this 960-nucleotide messenger RNA. RefSeq names its product M-phase phosphoprotein 6 (gene Mpp6). Gene Ontology annotation, biological process: maturation of 5.8S rRNA. NCBI's taxonomy places the organism in Eukaryota, Metazoa, Arthropoda, Insecta, Hymenoptera, Formicidae. The record is from RefSeq and is a predicted model, not a curated record.
GCGAGAUGGCGCUGCGAUCGAGGCAAGAUGGUAGCGAAGUCGAGUCGCCGGGUAUCGUGUGCUUGUUUCUAAUUUACACUGCUUUAAAUUCUGUGUUCUUUAUUGUCACACACGUGUACGCGCGUGCGUGAUAUCUUUUUCAUUAAAAUAAUCAAUUCUGCGCGAGUAAUUAAUUAUCUUUAGCUUGUUUUAUCUUCUUCGUAUUUUAUAAAAAUCAAAGAUGGAAUCGAAGAGGUUAGCUCUGUCAAAAAGUAUAUUGGAAAUGAAGUUCAUGAAACGAACGAAGGACAAAGUGGAGAAACAGCAGUUUCAACAGGAAGGAGAGGAGUACUUUGGUAGCUCACUGACAUCACGCAUGAAAGAAGCAUCUGGGAAAUUCUUUAUGGAACCGAGCUAUAUUUUCUGUGAGGGACUCAUCGAAGGCAGAUUAAGCUUUCAAGGGAUGAACCCGAUGAUAGAAAAACUAAUGGAAGCAAAAGAAAAUGAAAAGCGAGCCCAAACAGAGACUAAGGAAGAAGUGGAUGUAUCAGACGAGCAAAUGACUGUCCAGUGGCAAAAAAUGCGAACAAAGUUUGAUGUUAUGACACACAGAAAGCCACAAAACAAAGCCUACAGAAAAUCGCAACAUAGUAAAACAGGCUGCAAAGAUGAACCAAUGGAAAAGAAACCAAAAUUUCUAAAACCAGUGGACUGAAUCUAUGAUCUGGUAAAUAAUUUUAUUGUAUAGAUAUUACAAUAAUUAUGUAUACUAAUAAAAUGUUUUGUAUAAUAAUAAGCAUAGAAAUUAAUGCAUAGAAAUUAGCACAUAAAUUUGACAUCAUAAACUAUUUAUGAUAUCCCUUUAAAGUUUCAUCUAAUAUUGGAGUUGACACACUAGCACACAUAAAUUUGAUAUCAUAAACUAAUUGUCAGUUGGAAUUUGUAUUACAUUAUGUUAAAUAAAUAUUUUUAUAUAUAUUA